Messenger RNA from Moesziomyces aphidis, 1191 nucleotides. The record is from the annotation of a GenBank genome assembly. NCBI's taxonomy places the organism in Eukaryota, Fungi, Basidiomycota, Ustilaginomycetes, Ustilaginales, Ustilaginaceae.
AUGUCGCUGCAAUUCCUCAGUGACAAGGAGACGCUUCCGGGCCAGUCGCACUCGUCGCCCGUCGUCUCUGUAUGCUGGACGCGGCCGUCCACAUCGACAGCAGGCCUCGUCAUCUCCGGCGACACCGAUGGCCGCAUCAAACUCUUCGACGCACACUCUGCACGCGCGUAUCGCAGCUUGUCCACCGCACACCACAAUGCGGUGCACUGCAUCACCGCCAACCAGGCCGGCACCACCGUGCUCACGUCAGCCAUCGAUGGCACCAUCACCGCAUGGAACCUCGAGCCCUUCGCCGCGCAAACACCGCCGGGGGAUGACGUCGAGCCAGGCGGAGAAGUACCGCUUCUUACGCUGCCCGUCGAAGACGCGGCGUCGCUAAUUACAGGACAGAUCGACUCGCUUCCCGCAUGUCCUGUGGCCGACGCUGCGUUACAAGGAGGCAAGCUGUCCGAGGCAUGGCAGACGGCUCUGCACCCUACGCUGCCGUGCUUUGCAGCCGUCGGUGCAGGCGCCACGGUCACGGUCCACGCCACGCCCUCCUCAAGCGACGCAGCGAGCUUCGGGACGAUGCUUGGGCGUGCACAGCCUCCGCCGUCACGCACGGGAUCCAAGGACCUCUUUGGCCUCUCGCUCGCCUUCCACGCCUCGGGUACACUGCUCGCCGUUGGCACGAACACCGGCCGUGUGCUACUGUACAUGCUCACUUGGCCUUCCCCUCAACGCCCCGCCUUGCAUCUCGUCGCGAUGUUCGCAGACCACCCGGCACCCAUUCGCGCCCUGAGCUUUACCGACACACUGUUGCUGGUGGGUUCAGACGACCGCACUGUUAGUGUGCACGAUGUUCAGCCGAUCCUGACGGCGCCCGAGGUGUUGUCGGACGAAGAGCAUGUGCGGUUGGCAGGAACAGUGGCAUCCCUCGCCGCGCACAAGGGUUGGGUGCUGGCGCUUGGGGCUCCGGCUGCAUCGACGGUGUUCGCGAGCGUGGGCGCGGAUAAGACGAUCAAGUUCUGGGACCUCGCUUCCGCCACCAAAAGCGCACCCGUGUUCAGCGCCAGCGAGAUGAAACCCAUCAGAGCAUUUGCAUUCCAGCCCCGUUCGGGUGAGGAAGACACAGAGGCUACAAUGACCCGCUUCGUCACCGCCAGCGAAGACGGCGCACUCCGUUGGUAUCGCAGCGCAGGCCUUGGGUAG